CAAUGAGUGAGCGUGACGUGAUUGGACUGGUGUUGACAUUGAGUGGGAGCAGAGGGAAUGAACUGCUAUACAGAAACCCACUCUACAGACAACCUUUUACUAAUUCACCCAACGACACAAUCGUAUCUGAACAAACCAAUAGCCAAGCAGCAAAAGAAAAUCAGGAAAGCUUACGAACAGACAAAUUCACGGAAUUCUCAGCCUUUGAUGAUGCCCUGUUGGAAAAUAUCUGUGUGCUGAAACACAACCGUUCGAGAUCUUUCCACUUGGAAAUCGACAGCGUGGCUUUCAUUGGCUACCCUGUGCAGUGGGACAAGACACUGAUGCUUCACUUGGUGUUUGCUACCAGAGCCAAUGUGUCUUCUAAGCUGACUGAUCAACUGUCCAAACUGUCUCAGAAGGCGGCACUCAUGCUAUUGCAAGAGGCAGAAAUUAUGAGGGACCUCUCUUUUGACUCGAUCCAUUUCAGUGAGGAUACAAAUCGCAGCAAUGACGAGUCCUUGUUUCGAUCCCCAGUCUAUUCGCCCAGCCAACCUCGCUCAUUAACAACAUUAGCAGAGAACCAGUCCUCUCCUUCUGCUGCCACGUCUCCGCCCAGGGUACUACUGAAGCAGCAAAGUUAUCUGGGGAGUAAACAGAGGAAAUGCAGACGACUGGUGGACUUUCUAAACUUCCUUACUUGUGUAGAGGUCGGCACCUCUCUGUGUCUGACUUUGCCCAGUGGAGCUCCCUUCUCCUGUCAUAUACACGCAAACCCACAAAAAGUUCAAGCUGAAAUAGACCGAAUUCAACCCUACCACACGAUUCUGUUAUCGCCCGACAUAGUGCAAGAUACGAGUGGCGAAUUCCCACCCGACUUCUCCACCGCCAUAUGUGCACUCAUAUCGGCUGUAUGUUGCAGCAAACCUCUCUACCAGAUAGCAGCUGAUGCUGAUUUGACGCUGAGACAUGCCAUGAAGAUAGCAGCCCAUUUGGUCUACUGGGAUAGGGCCAAAGUAGCCUAUCCUAUUUGUCAGAGCAGAGUUUACAUCCUAACCCUGUCAAGUAACGGCCUCUUGUAUGUCAAAUCUACAAUCGCAAGGGACCUCAAGGCAGCGAACUCGCUAGCUGCAUCAGAACUAUUCGAGACAUUCCUCUCCUUCUGUGGCUCCUCUGGAGGUCAGUUCGAACUGGGAGUUCUGUUUGAGCGUCUCUGUCUCAUUUCGCCUGACCUCCAAUGGGCUCAUUUGAGACAGUUUGUGAACUCUCUUCUCUGGUGUCAGUACAUUACUGAAGUGCACAAUUACCCACUCUACAAGUCAUAUUUCGUGCAUAAUUCAAAUGAAAAUGAGGCCAAUUCGAACCAACGACAGCAACUAAGAUUCGAAUCAAUCUCUGAUGAAAAUGAAGAGGCGCCUUCUCGAGAUAUACUUCAGUCAUUGGGGAUCCGAAGUAUUCUUCAAGACAUGAACGGAACUGUUCACUUGGACGCGUUGGCAUACAAACUUAACAGGAGCAUUGUUAGUCUUCUCGGAGAAUUGAAACCUCUGGAACAGUCGAACCAGAUUCUAAGUUGCUACAGAAUCGAAGACUGGUGACGACUUCCAAAAGUUGCUGACGAAUAAUUUAUUUUCUUCGGACAUCGAGGAAACAAAAACGAAGUAGAGCACUACAUUAAAACAUCACAUUGAUACAAAAAUAUAUCUGAUUUUUUAUAUACAUAAAUUAUGGCAAAUAAAAUA
Symsagittifera roscoffensis is the source of this 1721-nucleotide messenger RNA. Its product is annotated as GATOR1 complex protein NPRL3-like. The transcript has 11 exons. The record is from RefSeq and is a predicted model, not a curated record. Gene Ontology annotation, biological process: TORC1 signaling; negative regulation of TORC1 signaling; cellular response to amino acid starvation. Bases 3 to 1577 code for a protein of 524 amino acids. NCBI's taxonomy places the organism in Eukaryota, Metazoa, Xenacoelomorpha, Acoela, Convolutidae. Gene Ontology annotation, cellular component: GATOR1 complex.